AUGAUGAAAGGAUGCAAUUUUAACAUAUUGAAAGGAACCCAUGUUUCCAUUGCUCUGCUUACUCUGGGUUUUGUAACUGUAAUGCUUUGGGCUUGGGAGAAGAAUCCUUUUCUUGCUACCCUUCUAUUGGCCCAGCAAAAUUUUAGACUCCCUUCUUCAGAGUUUCUUGUGGAUUCACCAAUUAAUUCUUCAGUUUCCAUGAGCCCUAAAGGUCAUAGAGAGGAAGUAAAUGAGUCAAUGCUGACAAAAGAAACAAAAAGGGUGGGAGAACGUAAUGCUUCACCAACGACGUCUAUAACUACAUUCACUUCUGAAGUUAAAGAUAGUGAUGGGGAGGAGUUAUCCACGUCCAAAAACACAGAUUGUAAUUAUGCCAAGGGUAGAUGGGUUGCUGACAGCAGGCGGCCAUUUUAUUCUGGGUUUGGAUGUAAACAGUGGUUAUCAGGAAUGUGGGCUUGCAGACUAACCCAACGGACAGACUUCUCUUUUGAGGGAUAUCGAUGGCAGCCCAAAUAUUGUAAAAUGGCAGAGUUUGAGCGGUUCUCAUUCUUGAGAAGAAUGCAGGAUAAAACAAUUGCAUUUAUAGGAGAUUCUUUAGGCAGGCAGCAGUUCCAAUCCAUGAUGUGUAUGGCCUCCGGUGGGGAAGAGAGUCCAGAAGUUGAAGAUGUUGCAAGGGAAUAUGGACUUGUCAAACCUCGUGGAGCCAAGCGUCCUGAUGGAUGGGUUUAUCGGUUCCCAAAUACAAACACCACCAUUUUGUAUUACUGGUCGGCAAGCCUGUCUGACCUAGUGCCUAUUAACAGCACAGACCGAGCCUCUGAUGUUGCCAUGCAUUUGGACCGUCCGCCAGCUUUCCUAAGACGAUUCCUUCACCGAUUUGAUGUAUUAGUUCUAAAUACAGGUCACCACUGGAACAGAGGGAAGCUUACAGCAAACCGUUGGGUGAUGCAUGUGAAUGGGAAGCCCAAUGACAAUAAAGAACUUGAAGAUGUUAGGAAUGCCAAGAAUUUCACAGUGCAUAAUGUUGUCAGGUGGUUAGAUUCGCAACUUCCCUCACACCCUCGACUGAAAACAUUCUUUAGGACCAUCUCUCCAAGGCACUUCCAUGAUGGAGAUUGGAACACUGGGGGUACUUGCAAUAAUACAGUACCUUUGACUGGAGGUAGCGAGGUCUUGCAGGAUGAAUCUAUUGACAGAGUAGUUGAGAGUGCUGUUAGGGGUACAAAGGUAAAGAUUUUGGAUAUAACUGCCAUAUCUCAACUCAGAGAUGAAGCUCACAUGUCUGGUUACAGUAUUAGGCCAACUCAGGGUAUCAAUGAUUGCUUGCAUUGGUGCCUACCUGGUGUACCAGACACCUGGAACGAACUCCUUAUUGCACAGAUAUAGGGCCGGAUGCAUUUUUAUGAAGACACAAUACACAAGCUGGUAUUCUUCCCAGUUUAAAUGACCUCAAUUCUUUCAUUUUCUCCUUUAAAAUUUUUUUUUACCCGAGAAAAUGGCAUCUGAAACCUUAAUUUCAGGUAAGAUUGGUUUUAACAAGCUGAGGCUGUCAUAAGUGAACAUGAUUACUGGUUUGAUCAUGUAUGUACAGUGGGGCGCUAUUAAUAUAUAAAAAGAAAAAAAAGAAAAGAAAGGAAUCUUCAUCUCUUACUA
Molecule: messenger RNA, 1653 nt
Organism: Theobroma cacao (cacao)
Lineage: Eukaryota; Viridiplantae; Streptophyta; Magnoliopsida; Malvales; Malvaceae
Source: RefSeq, a predicted model, not a curated record